Messenger RNA from Symbiodinium necroappetens, 197 nucleotides. The record is from the annotation of a GenBank genome assembly. Lineage: Eukaryota; Dinophyceae; Suessiales; Symbiodiniaceae.
GAACGCCCUGUGGCAACCUGGACCAGAUCAUGAUCUACUAUGCCAAGACCGGCAUGGGCACGCGCUACGACCCAAAGACGAAGCAGGUGUCCUACGUUCCGCUCGGCGUGGACACCAACGAGUUCAGAAUAGCUGCUCUGCACACCGGUACCGUCCGCCAUGGUUUGGAGAAGACCACCUAUGCUGUGCGGGUGAAG